Messenger RNA from Ostertagia ostertagi, 1629 nucleotides. NCBI's taxonomy places the organism in Eukaryota, Metazoa, Nematoda, Chromadorea, Rhabditida, Trichostrongylidae. The record is from the annotation of a GenBank genome assembly.
AUGACCGUGCGGUUAUGUAUGUACUUAUUGUUAGGCGUACCAUUGAUGUUUAUGAGUUGCAAAGCUCAAACUUGGACGACGGGCGAUAAUUCGACUGUGAAAGGAUGCAGCACCCACUGCGCUUUGAACGAUGACGACCUGUCGUGUUGGAAUUCUACAGCUAACUUCUUUUCCAAAGUAUUAAUUGGACAACUACGACAUUACAUUGCUGUUCAGACUGUACCUGCUUCAUCACAAGUGGACGCGUUUGAUCACUGCUAUUUGCCUUCCAAUGAUUUCGAUCGUUUUGUGAACUCCACUCACGACUACUAUUAUCGUGUAGGGCAGUGGGAUUUAGACGAGCAAGAGCAUUCGUAUGCAUUUCAAGUUCCAUCAGGGGUAGAUAUCGAUCAAUGGCAUCGUCGCCAUGGUAAACCAGAUGGUCAAGACAUGGACUCCGUUGCGGCAUCGAUUGAAGAAUCAUUCCUAAGUGAGCUUCAUCCUAAGGAUAUUCUCACAAACACAACUGUUAUUCAAAUUGCUAAAGUGCUCAGUGAUAGAAUUCGUAAUGUAUCAGAUCAUGUUAUCACAUGGGUACCACAUUUCCAAUGUCCAGUUCCAUGUGAAUACCGUUACAACAACUACAGGAACUUAUUUAUUGCCUCGAUGAUAUUAAAUGUGUGCCUUGUCCUGGCCGUCAUACCUUUUAUGGUGCGCUUGAUUCGCCAAGAGAGCACCAUGGAGGAAUCGGAUAACCUCCUGAUGCUGGCAGAUAUGGCUAAACUUGAUUAUGAAGAAAGACCGUUCAACUGGGAAUUCAAUAACCAGGAGACUGUACCUGCUUCAUCACAAGUGGACGCGUUUGAUCACUGCUAUUUGCCUUCCAAUGAUUUCGAUCGUUUUGUGAACUCCACUCACGACUACUAUUAUCGUGUAGGGCAGUGGGAUUUAGACGAGCAAGAGCAUUCGUAUGCAUUUCAAGUUCCAUCAGGGUCUGCAAAUGAAGGCUACGAGUGGAUGGCAUACGAAGACGUUGCAACAGCAUCCUCUUCUGCUCCUGAUGUGCAUGGUGUUGUCCUAAAUACCCACCACUGCCAGUGGGGAAGCUGUACGCUCAGUUUUGAGAAUUUGGAAGGACUGCAGAAACAUGCAGAGGCUCACCUAAUUUCAACCAGCAGGCAGUGUCUUUGGCGAGGAUGCAGCAAGAUGGAAAGGCGAUAUGCUCACAGGUAUCUGCUUUCCCGACACCUGAGAUCACAUACAGGCUCCACUCCAUUUGCUUGUGACCAAUGCGGGAGCCAGUUUGCAACAAGAGAAAGGAUGCGGCUACAUGUACGAGCAAUACACAUGCCAGAAGUUAAAUAUAUGUGUGAAGUGUGCGAUCGCCUGUUUAAGACGACUUCGGAGAGGCGACAUCACAUGACGCGAAUGCACAUGAGUAAGAUGCGGCUACAUGUACGAGCAAUACACAUGCCAGAAGUUAAAUAUAUGUGUGAAGUGUGCGAUCGCCUGUUUAAGACGACUUCGGAGAGGCGACAUCACAUGACGCGAAUGCAUAUGAAGGAACGUUUGGUGUGCCGACACUGUGGAGGACUGUAUUCGGGUAGAUCUGUCCUCAGUCGUCAUAUGAAAGUUUGUAAGCAGAAAUAA